CGCCUCACCUCUCCUUCUUCAUCAGGUUGAAAUCAGAAGCUAGCAAAACAAAACAAUACAAAUACUAAAAAUCUCCAUCCGUUUUGUUUCCCAAGUACAACAUCAAACCAUCAAUGGCUUCCUCCCUGGCUCUCAAGAGACUAGUCUCCUCUAGCAUCAUCCCUAACAGCUCUUCUCUUCGUUCCAUUCUCCGCCCGGUAGCCACCUGUCCUUCUUCUUCUCGCCUUUUCAACACCAAUGCCCUCAGAGACUAUAACGAUGAUCAUGAAAGCGGCCGUGGGAUUGAUGAUCGCCCCUCCCAUCGCUCUGUUGCACGCAGCCGUGAUGACUUUCUCUCAGGUAACGUGUUUGAUCCAUUUUCACCGACGAGGAGUUUGUCCCAGGUCCUUAACAUGAUGGACCAAUUCAUGGAAAACCCACUUAUCUCUGGCUCCCGUGCUGGUGGACUCCGCCGUGGAUGGGAUGCGCGGGAGACCGAUGAUGCUCUCAGUCUUCGAAUUGAUAUGCCUGGUCUUGGCAAGGAGGAUGUCAAGGUCUCCGUGGAGCAGAACAGUCUGGUAAUUAAAGGGGAAGGAGCAAAGGAAUCGGACGAUGAAGAGAAUGCGAGGAGGUACAGCAGCAGGAUUGAUUUGCCCGAGAACAUGUACAAAACUGAUGAAAUAAAAGCCGAAAUGAAAAAUGGUGUUCUGAAGGUUGUGGUGCCUAAGGUGAAAGAAGAGGAGAGGGCUAAUGUUUUCCACGUCAAGGUUGAGUAGGUUGCAGGGGAGUCUCUGUUAGUGGUAAUGUUUCGAGUGAGCAAGAAUACAGAGUUGAGAAAUUUGGCUGCCAGUGGUUUGAACCAAUUUGGAUGCUACUGUUGUUUUUUCUAUCAAUGAUAGUUCCGUUUUAGUCUAAACUCUUUCUGUUACUCUGCUUUGCUUAAUCUUGCCUGUAAUUUGUUUUGGUUAAUAAAAUUUAGACUGCAUGUGAAAAAA
Messenger RNA from Populus euphratica (Euphrates poplar), 974 nucleotides. Its product is annotated as 23.6 kDa heat shock protein, mitochondrial-like. The record is from RefSeq and is a predicted model, not a curated record. The transcript has 2 exons. The coding region runs from base 114 to 755 and encodes 213 amino acids. NCBI's taxonomy places the organism in Eukaryota, Viridiplantae, Streptophyta, Magnoliopsida, Malpighiales, Salicaceae.